Sclerotinia borealis F-4128 is the source of this 1941-nucleotide messenger RNA. Lineage: Eukaryota; Fungi; Ascomycota; Leotiomycetes; Helotiales; Sclerotiniaceae. The record is from the annotation of a GenBank genome assembly.
AUGUCACAAUCGUCUCGAACAGCCGCGAUAACCUCGAAGCAAUCGCGAAUAUACAGUGACGAUGAAACACGGUUCAGCGAUUCCAGUGCGGCAAUCUCCUCUACUAUGCGACCGAGAAAUAAAAGAUUGAUCAGUACGGAACAGGAAUUGGUUAGCACGACCAGUCGAAGAAGUAGUCCUGGUGGAAGUAGUAGGGGUGUAAGCCCAAUCCCUUCAAGACAUCCUUCGAGGAGGGGAGGGGAUAAUGGCGAUCAAUCUGCUGGUAGUAUUUUAGGAGGGUCUGCGGUAGGGAGAGGGGACCAAAAAACAGGACCUGGGAAUGCUGGAACGUGGGGAAGUGGGUGGUCAAAUUCUUGGAGUACAUUACAAGGGCUUGCGAGUUCGGUGCUGGGGGAUCUGGAGGAUUUAGUGACUGAUGAAGGCGAAGGCAGUUCGAGGCAAACAGCAAGUUUGGAUAGACCUAAAGCGAGGAGAAAGGAUAACUCUGUGAAAAAGUUGUUUGAGCUACCUCAUGGUGCCUGGGGACCUGCGGAACAAAAGAAGAGGGAUGAGGCUGUUAUUGGCGCGGGGAGUCAAUCGGAAAGAGAUGCAGCUGUACGAACGCAGAAAAUGACAAGACUUCUCGAAAACCACUCGGAUUUAAAUGGGUCAAUUGAUACAAACGGGAAUUACAAACGGAGAACAUCUAUGGACGAAAUUACGACUGGAACACAAAAGGAAGAGAGCGAUGCACUGGUCUACAUACACCAUGUGAAGAAAGAGGAUACACUUGCGGGGGUUAUAUUACGGUAUAAUUGUCAGCCUAUGGUAUUCAGAAAGGCCAAUAGGUUCUGGCCACACGACUCUAUACAAACUCGACAAGUGGUUGUACUACCAGUCGACGCUUGCGCAAUCAAAGGACGCCCUUGUGAUCCAUCUCAGGAUCUGAGCCAAGGGAUUGAUCUGCUCGCUCCAACGCCUAGUUUAGAAGAUGCGCCGGAAGUAUGGCCACCGAGAUCGGAGACGCCGAUGGAGCGCCCAGAUGAAAAUCCGUGGGAGCAUGUACGCUGGGUUCUUUUAGAUUCCUCCCCGAAUUCUAAACCGGUGGAAAUUGCACGUAUACCAAGGAGAAGUUUGGGUUACUUUCCGCCACGGCGAAGAAAGAGUCAGAAUACAAAUUCUAUCACAUCUACCCCUCGUGGUUCUUAUGAUCUUCCACGCACGUCUCAAACGAUAUCGGUAUCAUCUGGCGAACCAGCCGGCAGUCCUUCUAGCACAGCUUCUCGGAUGACAAGCAAUCUAGGAUCACGACUCUCUCAAUCUACCAGUGGAAGCUACUUCCCGCCAAGUGUUGCGGCUAAUCGUCCCCGCCAUGAAAGCGUGAGUGAAGCUGCGGAUCGACUAGGGUGGCUUCGAGGACCUGGUGGGGUAGGAACAUUGGGGAAGAGUGUCACCACUCCAGGACCAGGACAGGAUCCUCUAAAUACAUGGGCGAGGAAACACAUACCCGGGAUCACAAUCGAUACCCUACCUUCAUCUUCAAUCCUAGAAUCCGAAGCAGUACCUUUUGGAUUUCGAGAUGAACUUACGAGUAUUGCUGAAGGUUCGUACAGUCCCGCGAGAAGUGGAUCAGUCACACCUAGUAAUUUGGGGGGCUCUGGAAUUGGUCUUGAGAAUGCAGCAGCGGCUAUUGAAGGUUGGGUUAGAAGAUUAGCUGUUAAAACACCCGGGGCGCCAUUACAUGGAGGUGGUACGUCAACGGACGGAUCGGGGGAUCUUAUUGAAUUGUUAGAUGGGGCUGGUAGUGAUGAUGGGAAAGGCUUUGAACUUUCUCCAGGUAAAUUGAGGAAUAGUUCACUCAGAAGAACUGGAACAGGAAGUUCGGGAAGAGAAGAUUUGGAGGGCGCGGUGAGGGGGAGAUUGAAGGGGGGUGGGGGUGUUAAGAGGGGCAAGAAAGAAUAG